This is a messenger RNA of Aethalodelphis obliquidens (Pacific white-sided dolphin), 4494 nucleotides long. RefSeq names its product transmembrane protein 140 (gene TMEM140). Bases 2977 to 3564 code for a protein of 195 amino acids. The transcript has 3 exons. Lineage: Eukaryota; Metazoa; Chordata; Mammalia; Artiodactyla; Delphinidae. The record is from RefSeq and is a predicted model, not a curated record.
UCUAGGUUGUAUUUACCUUGGUUUAAAACAUUAGGAGUUUUGAGAGUGUCUUGGCCAGUUUCCUUUCUGGAAUUGCGGUGUGAUAUAAUCAAGACACUUGCCUGCCUCUUUAAGUCUAUUGGUUGGUUGGUUCAGGUGUGGGUAAAGUGGCCAGUUUGAGGAACAACAAUGUUGUUUACAUUCUUUCUUUCUGAAAAGUCAGGAGCCACCGGCAAGAAAUGAAAGUGAAAUCAGGGGAUAGUGUCAUCAGUCAGCACAAAUGUGACAAAGUUCAGAGAGCUGUUUACUUAGGCACAACUGCGCCUGCCAGCCAGUCAUAAGCUCGGGGCUUAUGCUCGGGGCUGCAUCGUUCCAGUCUCCACCGGCCUCGUUUCUGGAACCUGACAUUAGGACGCAGCGAGAGAGAAGAAUCAAGCGAACAUGAUUUCCUGCUCCUCCUCUUUAUGAGUGUUUUGUGGGUUCUGCAUCUUCUUUUUGAGUGCAAGCUCAAGGAAGGCAAGCCCCUGCUUUGCCCCGCAUGUUACUGAUUCCCCAGGGCCUGUGACUCAGGGAAUCGUCCAACAUGUAUGAUCGCUGGAGUCACAAGAGGAAACCCUGGCCUCAUCAGUAGAACGGGGGGCAGUGGCUCUCCAGGAAGCACGGAGGAGCCAUCCCAGCACUGAGUAUAUAUGAGACGUAAAACACGGCCCCUCACCUCAAGAAGCUUUGCCGUCUUGUUAGAUAAGUACAUGCAGGACCUAAAGGGCGCUACAUGUCAUUUUCAUUCAAAAAAAAAAAAAGAGUUCCUACUGUGUAUCACGCACCAUUCUGGGAUAAAACAGCGAGUGGGAGCAUAAUCUUGGCCUUCAGCUACAGCAGAGUGUGGGCUGAAGUAGUCUGAGAAAGCUGGUGAAAAAUUAGUAGGACUCAGAGAGGCAGAGAACAGGGUAGGACUUGAGGAGGUGGAGUGCCUGAGCGGGUGGGCAGUCGGGAACGGGGACUGUGGGCAGGUGCCGGACUGAGCAAAGCAAGGGGGGAAGACCAAAGGGAGCUGGACCUCACUGGAGAACCCAAGUUCAAGUUCUAAGCCAUACCAGAUCGUGGUGAGCCUCACGUACCAGGCAUAGGAGUUGGGACUGAAUUCUAUGUGCAUAAAGGGGUGAGAGGAAGUAAAUCAGGGACUACCACCUUCUCCACACGCCGGCUCAUGGGCUUCCUAGCUCCAAUUUAUUUUGUCUCACUCUCUGUUGAAAACCUCGAGAGAGAAGAGGAAGUCAGAAACAAAGGCCCUGGGUGCCUGGGGAGCUGCUGAUUGACAUGGCUCGGGCAGUCUCCUCUGAGAAGCCCCGGGAAUCUUUUUGCAUUAAGCUUAAUAUAUACAUAUAUUUUUUUAGCCCAAGUGUAACAGGCUUGAAAUAGGAGAAGUAAGAGGGAGCGUUUACACAAAGGCACCCCAACUCCCAACCUGGACCAUGGAGGCAAGUCAAAUCUCAUUUCCCACUGCACCAUGGUGUAAAUCCGGAUUCCAGUCCUGGAAAUCCAUCCUACACCCCGAAAUACCUAAAUGCAUUAAAAAUGGAGAUACAGGCUUUUACAAACAUUUGUUAAUAUGUAAAACCGUGCAAACUAUGUUCCUGUUGGGAAUUUUUCCCAUCCCGUGGGCUGCACCGGUUAAAACUUACCGUACCAAUCUAAUACCGUAGACUAAACACACUCUUCUUAUACCUGGUGAAUCUUUCUGUCUCUGCCAAAGGAGUCACUGAUAAAUCUUUAUUCUCAUCAGCCACCUACUGCAGACUGAACAUCUGUGUCCCCCCAAAGUUCGUAUGUUGAAACCUAACCCCCAACGAGACAGUAUUUGUAAGUGGGGCCUUUGGGAGGUGAUUAGAAUGGGAUCGGUGCCCUUAAAAAAGAGGCCCCAGAGAGUUCCUGGUCCCUUCCACCAUGUGAGGACACAGCAAAAAGCUGAGCCCUUACCACACUCCGAAUCGGCCGGUGCCUUGAUUUUGGACUUGCCGCCUGAACUGAGAGGAAGAAAUCUCUGUUGCUGACGAGCCACCCAGUCCGCGGUAAUUUGCUGUAGCAGUCUGCAUGGCCUGACGCUGCCCUCCCCCUCAGUCUGUUCCACAUCCUGCCCCCUCUCACCACGCUUUGUUUUUCCACGCGCAGGACAAGUGUGGGAGUGGUCAGGCAGACCCUCCAGCCAGCUCUGGGAAAGGUGAGGGGCUGCACCUCUCAAGGGGUCCCUCCAGAAAUUGAUCUCCAGGGCCACCACUGGCCACCACUCCCUGCACUGCCCACACCACGGGCAGCCCUGGCCGGGUGCACUGCAGGAUACCACUCUGUGUUCUGGCCCUGUGCUCCUAGGCACUUCAGGAUGGAAAUGGCUGUUUUGUUCCAUAUUGGCAAAUUUACAAAUAUGAAGGCAUAGUAUGCAGAUUACUGUUUGAGAGGCCAAUGUGGAGAAGUCCUUCUGAUUAAAAACUUAGUGAAAAUAUUUUUCCAAAAAGAUGACGAAGGUACAUCCUAUAUAUAUCGAUACUAUAUACUAUGGAGGGACUAGAGAAGGCAAGUUUCCUGUAGAUCAAUUUGGCAAAAUGCAGUAAAAUCACUAAAAAAUAUUGCUACCCUUGACCCAGUGAUUGCAGUUUUAGAUAUUAAUCCUAAGGAAAAAUCAGAUUCAGCAAAGUCUCAGGCCAAAGGUCAUUCAGUUAUGAUAUUUCCCGCCCUCAAAGCUGCCAGGAGGGCCCUUCCUCCUGAUCUCAACCCAGAGAGGCAGCUGAGGACUUAGCCCCUGGAGCCUGCCUGGAGGUUACCCCAGAUGUCUUGGUUUUAGUUUGGCUGUCUUGAAGGGAGUUUGCCACAGGUUUUUAUGGAAUUCCAGAAGGGAGAGCAGGAGCUUGAGAAGAAACUGGGAGGGAGACAGGGAGAAAUGGACACUCACGGCGUGACUUCCUGCAGGUACCCAGGAAGGCGCCCUGCGAAGCGCAGGAGAAGAUGCCCGUCCUAAGGUCAAGGCGGAGUAACCAACUGCUGUUCCUGGGAAUCAUGACACUCACAGUCACAGUGAUCUUUCUGCUGUUCUUUGCUCUCCUCUGGAAGGCCGGCAACCUUAUCGACUUGCCCAACCUCAGAAUUGGCUUCUACAACUUCUGUCUUUGGAACGAGGGCACUGGAGCCCUACAGUGUCACCAGUUCCCUGAGCUGGAGGCCCUGGGGGUGCCUCGAGUUGGCCUGGCCCUGGCCAGGCUUGGCGUGUACGGGGCCCUGGUCCUCACCCUCUUCGUGCCCCUGCCUCUCCUCCUGGCCUGGUGCAACAGUAACGAGGGAGAGUGGCAGCUGGCCGUGGGCUUCCUGGCCACGUCCUCCAUGCUGCUGGCCAGCGGCCUGGGCCUCUUCCUCACCUACACAUGGAAGUGGCUCCGGCUCUCCCUCCUGGGGCCUGGGUUUCUAGCUCUGGGUGUUGCCCAGGGCUUACUCAUCCUCUUGCUUAUGGCCACAGUCGUGUUCCCUCAGAGGGCAAAGGACAAGAACUUGAGAGCUGCUAGCUCUAAAGGCUUACGUGAUUGCAAGGGUUCUGUUUGAACUAUGCUCAGAGAAGGUGCCAGAGGAUUCACGGGCUGCUGUGUCUUCUCAGCCAUCCUGCUUCAUAGCUAAUACUGAUCUCAAGACUAGCAGACGGGACCCACCGCGGAGGGAGUAGGGCACCCGACGUCAAGGACAGGCAGCAAGGGCGGCCAGGGCUCCCUCGGCCACUUAGUGUAGGGUUGUGCGUCCUUUGGGACUUUUAAGGUUCCCAAGGUCACCCUAAAACCACACAGCUCAUUGUCACAAGAAUUCCUGCUUUAACUAACUGAUCUGAGCAAGCCAUUCUUACUUUAUCCUCAGAACAAUGGGGAGAUAAGGCUUCCUGUCAUGGGGCCAGAUUUCCAGUACAAGUUGCCAAACGCCAGACUGGAACCCAGUGAGGGUUUAUGAAGAAACACCUCAGGGUCCCUGGGGGCCCUGCCUGGCAGGCUCCCCAUCUCCAUCCAAGGCGGGUAGAACGCGAUGAGCCCCUCACCUCUGACAACGCUCCCAAAGGCCCAGGAAUAACCUGAGGGAUUCACCGAAGACAGAACACAUGGGCACAAAGAGCAGCCUUGGUGGCUUUGACGGUUCCCCUGAAAAGGCUCCCGGCUCCCUGAAGGCUCCCUGAAGGCUCCCUGAAGCCCGACAGAGCAGGGAGUCAGCGGGCAGAUCCCUCCCAGCACGUGACCUGGGAGUUCACGAGCCGAAGACACCGGGUCCCUGGUCAGGAGAGGAAGGUGAACAGGACUGAACAGUUCCACAUCCACGUGAAUGCUGCAUCCCCUCACCUCUCACCCCCGGCCCAGAAAGGAUACAAGCACAACUCACGCACUGGGGAACUUUGUGUAUUUUUCAGCACCUAUAUAUUGAAAACCUGUACAGCACGUGAUUGCCUCAUCCUAUGCCUGUCAAAAGCCACACUGAAUACAGAAGCAGAAACACGGA